Malaclemys terrapin pileata is the source of this 9547-nucleotide messenger RNA. RefSeq lists its product as uncharacterized. Lineage: Eukaryota; Metazoa; Chordata; Testudines; Emydidae. The coding region runs from base 6193 to 6726 and encodes 177 amino acids. The record is from RefSeq and is a predicted model, not a curated record. The transcript has 5 exons.
GGCUGAUACCCUUAGUGGUGGGGUGAUGGCCUGGAGGUGGCAGGGUCUUCCUCUCCUACCAUCAUCUCCUCAGCCAGUCCUGGAUUUGGCAAUUCGUGCAGUGGCUGAUCUCAGCAGGGGAGGGGCUGCAGGUGUCUGAUGUGAAGGGGAUGUAGAGCGGGGAGCCUAUUGCUGGCUUGUUCUCCCCAAGCAACUUCACUCAGCUCCUGGCUAGGAUGGGGGAGAGGAUGGGUCCCUGCAGGACCCUGUGGCUGGGAGCAGGUGUCUUCUAUGUGGUCUGGGAGGAACGAUCUCAGCCUUAGACAAGGUUUUUCCCCAGUGCAUGGGGAGCUCACAUAGACUUUGCUCAUUCCUCUGCGAUGGGUGAAGGAUUCCAAAUCCCAGACCUGUCAAGCAAGCGCCCCAGACUAAAGUCGUUUCACUUAGUGUGUAAUAUCAGCUGUCGCCACUGGGUGUCAACACAGGCUGAAAUAUUUCCUCGGGGACGGCCAUCAGACAGAAUCCAACCUGACCAUCCGUCCCUGGCUUCCGGAAGCAGCUGCUUAUGUUCUGAGUUGAACAGGCAAGUCCCCUCUUCUUCACCCAUGCAGACGGGCACCCGGGGCUGUGGCCGCCACCCUUGGGCAACUGUGUCUUCCCUCUGCCUGCAUAAAUGUAGGAUUUGGGCUCACAUGUCUGAAUUUUGGGCCAAAACUGCUAAUCAGUUGCACACGGAGAUCCGAACCCUCACUGGACUUGCCGCACCUCGAUCUCCCCUCCUAGGCCCUAUCUCCAGCCUAGUUCCAACUCCAGUCUCAGCAGGACCCCAGGUCACAGGAUGGGGUAAUUGAUUAUUUGUUUGUAUUGUGAUGGUAUCUAGGAGCUCCAGUCACAGGCCAAGCCCCCAUUGGGCUAGGAGCUGUACAAGCACAGAACAGAAAGGUGGUCCCUGUCCCCCAUGAGCUGAUAAGCUAUAAACAAAGAGGCUGACAGACUGGGAAACACAAGGAGACAAUACAGCUCAGCAUGAUAGCAUGUGCUGUCAGCAUUGCAGCAGCCUGGCCAUGGCCAAGUUCUUUGUAGGGUUGUGAAGCAGAGUUGGGAUUGGGGUUAGGAUUAGGAUUAAAGUUCUUUGGGGCUAUUCUAUGGUUAGCAUUGGAGUCCAUUGGGGCUAAGAUUAGGGUUCGCUAUAAGGUUAUAGUUGGGCUAGGAGCUAGAACAACAUGAGAGGGUGAAACAUUACAGUCAGUGGGCUAGGAUUUAGAUUUACCACCAUAACCUAACCUUGACAAUUUACCCUGCACUGUACUAGCCUCGUUCCAGUGCACAGCAUUGCCAGCAUCCCUUUCCCAGCCACUCCCCAUAAUAUUUACCCUCAGUGAAUAUCAGCCCCCAGCUGGUCGUGUGCAAAAAAUUCCAAAACACAAGGCCUUAACGCAAACCUUGUGAAUGUUUAAUUACACCCCAAGGGAGUGAAAAAUCCCAGCUAGUGUGAACAUUUGCUUUGGUUCUAAAAUAAGACUCUCAGAGAGCAAAAUUGGGCACAUUAUCACUUUUUUUUUUGUUUUUUUUUUUUACAAAGUAUUUUUGAAGCAAAAAUGCAACUUUUUGAAAAGGAAAAUCAUUUAAGGUCAGAAUUUCAGUGUUUAUUUCAGGCAGAAAUCAACUUUGUCAAGAAGCGGGGAAGUUUUAGAAUAUGAGUGUCCCUGAUGUGAAAGUGGCCAGGCCUUGGACCCCCCCCCCCCCAGAGAUAUUUGUGUGUCCAUGAAAUGUUGUGGGGUUUUUGUGUGCCAUGCACAAGGAGCCUGUGAAACUCACUGGCACAAUAAAUCUUUGAGUCCAAGUGUUUAGCAGGAUCCCCAAAAGGGUCCAUCAGACAUUUACCUGGAUAAUAACAAAGAGAGAUGUUAGUAGGGGGUUUAAAAAAGUGUGGAAGGGCUAAACACCCUCAUGAUUUCAAGGUGUAAAGGCAACCUUGAACAGAGGCCAGGAAGAGACUUGUGCCAUGGGCAGGUGUGGGAUUUCUGCUGGUACCGGCUAUUGUCUGAGACAGAACACUGGGCAAGAUGGACAAUGGGCUGUUCACUGAUCACUGAAAGAGAUACUAAUUCUUCAGUGACCCACUUCCAACUGCCUCUGGUGAACAGAACAUGGGCUUCUGCAGUGCCCCUCUUCCAAACUUCCUGGUGGGGAAGCUAAACUGUUACAGAUACGGUUCCCAAGACCACAUCUUCCUUUCCCAAUCAAAACUUAAUAACGGUGCUACCCUCUUUUGACCCGAGUGGCAAGUCAAUGUCUGGGUUGUUUCCAUUAGGAGGAGACAUUGGUGAUGGAGUCAGAUAUCUUUGAUGCAAGCCUGCCUAUUUACACAGAAUGUACAAAGGCCUCUUUCUCUGAACACAGGAGAAAUCAAUCAACAGGAGACAGUUUCUGUGCUCCCAGCUCCGAGGCCCUUUCAGCCAGCACUCUGCCCAAAACCUCUAGGCUUUGCAAAGGGUCAUGCUCAGUGCUUGUUCAGCUUGUGUCUGAAGCUUUCUUGCUGCCUUUCUGCUUCUCUGGUGUGUUUGUUGCUUCUCUCUCACACAGACUCCUCCACCAACCAACACCCAGCAAAACUCCUCUGCCCACGUGCACACUCUCCUGUGCCUUUGUUUUGGCAGGAGACCACUGUUAUUUUUAUAAAGGAGCUUAACCGUUUCUAUUAUCUUAAAUGAAGGGUGGUGGUUAUACCUACCAGUUUCAAGGAAGUUAAACCCAACAUAUAACAGGUGCCAAAAUUAAAACCAACCCUGACUACUCGGCAUCCGGGCAGCUCCCAAUCAGCUCCAGGGUGCUAGACAGCAGGACUGGCACUUGUCAUGAGUGUGAUUCAUUAAAGCCCAUGAGCAUCUUCAGGCUGGGGAGCUACAGCACAGGUAGUUCAUUAGGAAAUAGCAGGGGAGCACAAAGCUAAAGUCUGGCUACUGGGCCAGACUUGGCUGCACUCCUGACCCAGUGUGCUAUAGACUGGGGCCUGCUGGGAUAAGCAAUUAACACCAGGGGAAGGAUGAGUUUUUUUGACGUGGCUGGGAAUGAAGCUGUCUAUGCUGAGCUACAGCCCCAACGAAAGGACCUGGUACUGGCCAGAUCUGACCGUGCUACGUUGCAUAUGGAAAAGUCUCUUUUCCCUAGAGUUUGGUUGAGCAGAGCUGGCCUGGAAUGAAAGAGUGCUCCCAGAAACCACCCUAUUAAGGUGUCCCUUGGUGCUGCACAUUGCUGACACCAGGAAUUUGGUGCUAGUCUCGUUAAUGGGCAGAAUUUAUUUUCCAUGCCCCCCUUGAAAGCUUUCAACAAAGAGGCAAAAUGGAUCACAGGUUUCAAGAAGGGAGGUUGGGUAGAAAUAUCUGAUGCCUAUGUAAGCAGGGUCUGAAUAAAUGCUUCCCUGACAGCUAGCUGGGAGGAGGAGAGACUUUGGAUGUGUUUAUGUAAAUACAGUUUCCUCCUGAUCUGCUUACAUAUUUAGCAGAUACAGCAGUGUCAUGGUGAUCAAUUUUGGCUGGUGUUGGGUACAAAUCACCUUAGUACUGAAUGCAGGUGUAGUGAAAUAUGGUUACCAAUGUUGUAAUUAUUGUAGAAAUACAGGAAAGUAGGACUAUGUUUAACCUGUCCCGGGGGCCACCCUCAGCUGAAAGAUCCUUGUUAAGCCAUGGGCUCAAAUGUCAGAGCCCUGUGAAAGUAAGAGGGGUGGGAACAGAUAUCUUAGCUAGGGGGCUGUACAACCUCAUCAAGGGUCCUUAUUAGGUUGGUUUAACCUGUUCCUCCCCAGUGUUCAAUGAAUAGAGCUAAAUGGGCUUCAUUAGCAGCCUCUUUGUUAUGUUAAAUGCCCAAUCAGACCUGAAAUCAGUUGUGGUAGGACUGUGUUUCUGCCCUGCCUGCUCAGAGCUAAAAAUCACUGAGAGCUGAAAUCACUUGAGCUGUGGCAGUGUUUCUGUCCAGCCUGCAAAGAACUGAAAACUACUAAGAGACUGAUGUGCAGAGGUCACAGCAGAGAGGCAGAUGGCAGCAGAAGGUGAUUGACAGCUGGUGAAUGAGUGGCUGGUGUGGUAGAGAGGUGCGACAAGUGCCCAGUGCAGGAGCAGCCAGUGAGUGGCCAGCAGGGUGACUGGCAGAGAGGGAUGGCGAGCGAGUGCCUGAGCAGCAUAGCGAGUAAGGUACCUCUUUACCCCACCCAGGGAAGAGGUGAACUCUGCAGAUGCACCUCUGAACUCUGGGUCUGCACUGACUCAGGACAGCAACUGUGAGUGGGGUGCAGAGAAGAGUUGGGCAUGUGAAGGGGACUUUUGGGUUGCUGGAUUUAAGAACCUGAGGGGAAAAGGACACUGCCCAACCUACUUGGGGGUGGGUCUUUUACUCAUGGUUUAUGUUUAUGAACCCUGCUUAUGGUGUUUUCCCCAAUUAACACCAAGUUACUUCCCUCCUUUUAUAAAAAGUUUCUUUUCUACACUCAGACUCUGUGCUUGCGAGUGGGGAAGUAUUGCCUAUCAGAGGCACCCAGGGGUGGUGUGUAAAUUUCCCAGGUUUCUAGGUGGGGGCUCGAGUUCUGCGUUGUAUCAAUGGAAAGGAACCCCUAGAUAUUGGACCUGGCCAAUAUUGCUGCUGGCUCCAUCUGGUAAGAAGGGUUAAAUUUUGGGGGGUUCGUCUGGGAUACUGGGUCAGUACCCCUCGCAAGCACAUCUUCAGUGAUUCACUAAGUUGGGAAAACAAUUGUGUUUAUAUUUUUGGGGAAAUCAUUGCUUGUAUAAUGGCUAAUAUGUCAGGUUUCUUGGGCCAUUACCCUAGUAACCAUUAUACAAUAUAGCUGCUCCUUCCUGACCCCCCACCCUCUGCUGCCCCUAGCGCCCAUUAUACAGUGUAACUGCCCAUUCCUGGCCCCCACCCUCUGCUGCUCCCAGUGCCCAUUAUGCCAUAUAGCUGCCCCUUCCCCACCCCCAUCCUCUGAUGCCACUAGUGCCCAUUAUAUAGUAUAAACUCCCCUUCCUCACCCCCAUGCUCUGCUACCCCAGUGCCCAUUAUACAGUAUAGCUGCCCUUUUCCCCCACACUCUGCUGCCCCUACUAACCAUUACACUCUAGCCAUCCCUUCCUCGACCUCACCCUCUAUUGCCCCUAGUGCCUAUUAUACACUAUAGCCACCCCUUCCCUUCCCCCAGGCUCUGCUGCCCCUAGUGCCCAUUAUAGAGUAUAGCCACCCCUUCCCCUCCCCUCAACCUUUCCUGAUGGUGGUGCCCAUAAUACAGUAUAGCCACCACUUUCCCGCCCCCCACCCUCUGCUUCCCCUAGUAUCCAUUGUACAAUAUAGCCACCCCUUCCCCACCCCACUUUGUGCUGCCCCUAGUGCCCAUUAUGCAGUAUAACCAACCCUUCUCACCCCACACCCUCAGCUGUCCCUAAGUAGUAUACUGUUCAAUAGGAUUCAUCACCAUGUAUUUUUGACAGGUUUCUACAUCCUGUUUAGGGCUUAUGUCCCACCCUCCGUUCCCGUUUCUGUAUGUGUCAAGGUUUGGUGCCAUCGGCCAUUUUGAAAAAAAAGUUUUCAUUAUUUUUUAUGUUUGAAUAGGGGGGUUGUUAUGUGCUUGUGCUUUGAUACAUUUGGUUGAUUGUUUAGAGAAAAAGGUUGAAAGAAUAGAGUGAGAGAGCUUAAAUAUUAAAAAAAGAAAGCUUUGGUUAGGUUUAGCGGAAAAAAGGAAAAAAAAUGUUAUUAAACGGAAGAAAGAUUGUUUGGUUAGGUUUAGUAAGGAGAGAUUAUUUUUAAAGAAUAGAAAGAGAGGAAAAAUAAGCACAUGGCAAAGAAAAAAUGGUUUUAGAGAAUAAAAAAAAUAAAGCAAUAAGAGAGUCUGUGUUACUGGACAUAUGCAGAGUGAAACAUCCUGCCCCAGUGACUGCUGGUAGUGAAAUGAUAGCUGUUCUGGGUGGUGAACCUUGGGAACUAUUCCCGCUUCUCGGUGGACCAAUCAGAAGCUAUUUUACAGCUCCAUCACAGAAUGCCCUUUUUGAACCAAUCCUUUCAUACCAUGAUUUUAAAACAAGAGCUUUUCAUAAAUGGGCUAUCAUGGAGUGGAUUAUUUGAAAAUCUCUAGCCAAUGAGCAUUUGACUGUGUGUAUAAAACCACAUACUUAUUUGAAUUGUGGUUUUAAAACCGGGAGCUUAGACAAAAUAGCCGUGUCCUUUUACAAGAUGCCUACAGAUGCCAAGAAGCCUGAAUUGCCUCUGGGUGUCCCAGCUCAUGUUCAGAAGAGAAGACCCAUUUACAGUUAUUUUGCUAAAGAGGCAGCCUCGGUGCUGAAUCCCGUGUUUCAUCCUGAAAUUGAACCAAAGAAACAGGAAGACUUUAUGGGGGCACUGCCAGUUGUAAAAGAGAAAAAGGAUAAUAUGCAAAAAAAUCUGUUGCCGGCUUUGGAGGAAGCAGACUUGAAGGUGGAGGUAGGAAUGGAAGAAGAGUCUGUAUACAAGGACAUAGCAGCCAAGAGGUCGUCAGAGGAUAGUGAUGUCGAGAACCAACCGAUAGACCCCGAGUCAUGGAAAGAGGGCGACAUUGUUACGAUAACCAAGCCAGGGCCAUACAGGAUCACCGCACUGGUGUGUGACAAGUGGCUGACAGAUGCAGAGCCAGAAGAGCAUGACAAGGAGGCUGAUACGGUUCCUGAUGGCACGACCACUGGGGAUGAUGAUGAUGAUUCAGAAUCAGACGUGGACAUCUUCAGAGGAUGAAGAGGAAAAAGAGAGAUGGCCUUUGAGAAGAAUAACUGUGAUAUGUACCUGCUGUUUUUGCAUGAAGCAAGAUUUUUUUAAAAAAGACUGUAAAAAGUAAGGAGGGUGUCCAGCAGAGCUGUGAAGAUGACAUUAUGGCCAACAUUAUUAAGGUUGUUGUAGUAAAACCUAUUUACUUUUUUGAAAACUGUACACCCUGCGCAGUAGACUCUCCCAAUCCACGUAUUCGCUCUUGUGUUUCUUGGGGUUGUUCAGAAGCAUUUCACCAGAUUAGAUGUAUUUCUUCUAAAAUCAAAGAUGUGGAGGUAUUUUACCGCCCAUAGCACCUUUUGAUACAUCAGUGUGCUGCAGGCCUUCAUAGACCAUUACAACAGAAGUUAUCAGAACUGUCAGAGGAUGCCCAAUCGACGUGACACACACUAAGACGCUGAGCAUAUGGAAAACCAUCUACAAGGAUAGUUUUAAAAUAAAGGCACUGCGAGUGAUUUUUAAGAAAGGGGAUCACGUAAGGGUAUCUAAAACAAAGGGUAUUUUUGAAAAGGGAUAUCAGCAAACCUUUACCGAUGAAAUAUUUAUUGUGUCUUGGGUUUUAUUGCGAGGACAGUGGCCUGUGUAUGCAUUUUACCCCAAAGAACUACAAAAAGUAAACCCUAACCAGGACCACAUUUACAGGGUAGAAAAGAUUCUAACGAAGAAAGGUUGGGGAAGGCAUGACUAUUUCUUGGUGAAAUGGAGAGGAUGGCCUGAAAAAUUUAACAGUUGGGUUAAAGCGUUUCCAGUUCAAGACCUCUAAUAAAGGGAGGAAAAAAUGACUGAAGGAGGUUUUUACGUUACGUUACCUAGCAAUGCCUCUGUGGGGGGCUUUUCCUCAAAAUACUAGUUCCAAUUUUACAAUACAACUGGCCAAGCCUUUAAAUUUGAUUGGCUAUUGGGAUGUUGCUUCAUCGGAAAUUCAUUAUUGUUACUUGUGGAACACAGUCUUUCACGAUACGCCGUUGGUGAUAGCAUCAAAAAAGAAAUUUGGUCCUACAACAUAGAAGCCAGCUAUUAUUCAAGCAUUCAUCAUUCAACAAGAACAUCGACAAAGAUUCCGAAAAACUGAAGGUCAGCGUCAUUUACAACUCGGUGACCAGAAGGGUUCAGUUAGAAGCAAACGAUGAAAAUUAAUUUUUUUCCGCAUGGGUAGAAUUGGCAGCAAUAUUGGGAAUGAUUCCGAAUAGUCCAUGUAAGAUAGCACCCCACCCCACAGACAUCAUGGGAGGGUUUAACUCUUUAUACGUGUACACGAACAUAGUGGAACAUCAGUUAGUGGGGGACUACUAGUGCCGUUGUUGCGCUGCGUUCCCAUCUGCGGCAGCAACAACGAAUUUAUUACCAUCACGUAUAACAAACCACAUUACGUCCCUGUGAGUAAGCAGCAUAUAGGUACUGCAUUUGCGCCCCCGGAAAGUUGAAGAAUGGUGACUAUAAAAAAACUACGGGGAUCCCUUUUUAUAUAGGAACUACUACAAGGCCCAGGCUGGUUAUGCCUUACCGGGCUAUCAAGGAUUACCCAUCAUGUACAGGGCCGGUUUAGGAGGGAUAUUCCACAGUCUUUUUAGAAAAGCCAUGCUGCUUUUGAGAAGACGUUUUGAAGUUAUUAAACCCCACAUUAAAACAGCCGCAAAAAAUAUAACCAGAGACGUAGUGAACCCCAUGUCUAGCGCCGUUAUAAACAAAAUAGGAGCGCACAUGCCACAGGAAGGUUCUGGUUUAGUGAUGUUGAGGAGAAAAAGAGCAGGAUUGCGCCUGCCAUUUAAAGGGCCUCCUAGGCCCUUUAAAAAAAAAAAGCUGCCAGAAGACGCCUCAGCCAUAAACCUAAAAGGCGCCCCAAGAAGAGGAAGUGGAGCAUCGCCCGCGGUAAAAGGGACAUAUUUUAAAAUGGCUUUCAUUCAUUGUGGCUCUGAAGAAUGUACUAAAUCAGAACUGGAUUUAUUUCAAAUAGCCCCCACACAAACCAGCAUCGAGAAUAGCUUUUAUGUAGAGAUGCCGCCUUUGGCCACUUUGAUGGUGAAUGUCCCUCUAGAAUUUUUUAUUUCGGGACACGGGGAUCAUUACUUAGAUGGUAACAACAUGCUGUCGUACCUGUGCUGCAAGGAGGUAAAAGAAGAUACGACGACAGGGUUGCCCUAACAAACUACCCCAUCGCCACCCUUUUUAACCAGAUGGAUGUCACACUAGGCGACUGUCUUAUCAGUCAGAGCAACAAUUGUUACCCUUACAGAGCCUUGAUAGAGCUGAUUCUGAACUACAGCCAUGACAUCCUCACUAUGCAGAUUUCGGCAGGAGGGUUUCAUAAAGACACUGCGGGGGCUCACAAAAGCACUAUUUUGGAUGGCACAGGUAAAAAGGGGUUUAUGCACAGGGCCAGACUAAUGGCCAGCAGCAGGAAGCUGGAUUUGUUGGGGCCUCUACACAGUGAUUUGUUUUCUCAAGAAAAACUGUUGCUGAAAGGUGUGGACUUGAAAAUUAAACUGACACGUAGCAAAGCUGUUUUUUGCCUCAUGAGUGGGAAUGCCAACCAGAAUGAUAAAGUUCACAUUAUUUCAGAGUCCCUCUUUGUAAAACGGGUGACAGUGACCCCAGGGGUCCACUUGGGGCACACUGAAGCGCUAAUGGCCGCCAGUGCUAAGUACCCGGUAGACAGGGUGGGCAUAAAGGUGUUUAGCAUUCCGGCAGGCAGUCGUGUCAGUAACCAAGAAAACCUCUUCUGGGGACAGUUACCCAAGCAGCUUGUAAUCGCAUUUAUAGAUAACGACGCCUUCAGCGGCAGCUACAUUAA